Molecule: messenger RNA, 3449 nt
Organism: Nomia melanderi (Alkali bee)
Lineage: Eukaryota; Metazoa; Arthropoda; Insecta; Hymenoptera; Halictidae
Biological process (GO): regulation of mRNA splicing, via spliceosome; regulation of cell cycle
Molecular function (GO): RNA binding
Source: RefSeq, a predicted model, not a curated record
GCAGAAAUGAAGUAUAUAGCUAAUUCGAUUCCUAUUAAUAAGCUUAAUAUUUUAUAUUAUCGUUAACAUCGAAUGCGACAACGAAAUGGUACGGGGGUUCCGAGACCCCCGUAGUCCUAGAUAAAAAUUCUCAUAAACUGCAACGUCUGUGAGGAUGUUGUAUUCCCAGCCUCUAUUAAAAGAGAUGUCGCUAAUGUCAAAUGCGACAUCACAAUGGCGAAUCUUGAUGAUGUUAAUGGCGACUGCUAAUCCAAUACGAUGGUACAAUAACACAAUCGAAUGCAAAUAGUGUAAACAUUUUUACAUCAACAAAGAUCUUAAUCUAACUUUAGUGAUUUUUAAUGACUUAUUGAGAUAAAUGAACGUCAAUAAUGGGAGAUUUAUUCGAUAUUGCAAAUUUAAUCACCGCUGUCGGUGUUGACAGAAUUAAAAUUAAGCCGGAACCUGGACUCCCAGAAAAAUCAUCAAAUGAAAUACUGACAGAAUUAUUUAGUACAUUUGAUGCUGAAGAAGUGGCAUCACCAGAGAAUACUGAUCAACAAGUUCCAAAUGCUAACAUCAAAGUUGAAAAAUCUAAGAAAUCCCAGGUUAAGAAGAAAAAAACAAAGAAGAAACACAAGCAUAAGGAUAAAAAGCACAAGAAAAAAUCAAAAUAUAAUUCUUCUGAAAGCAAUAGUGAUCCAGAAAAUAAUAGUAUCAAAAAGAAAAAAAAGCACAAAAAGAAGACAAAACGUAAACAUGAAAAUAAUUCAAGUAAAUCAUCGGACUCAGAUGAGCCCAAAAGUAAAAUAUCGAGGCUUAAUAGUUCCUGUGACAACAUAAAAGAAAAGAGUAAUAACAAAGACAAUGGGUUAGAGAAAAAGGAUGUGGUCACAGCCACAAAUUUUGAAGACAAAUUAACAAUUAAAAAAGAACCAGGAUUAGAAAGUACUUCUUUAAACAGCCCUGAAAGUCCUCAACUUCCACCAAUUUCAAAAAAACUUCAGGAAGAAGUUGAGGAACCGCUAAUACCAAAAAUUUUUGAGAAGUCAAAGCAAGCAACACAAGGAAGAAUAUUGAUUAAAGAUUUAAAGAAUAGUGCAGUUUAUAAUGAUACAGUGAAGGAGAUAGAAAAUAAGGUAAAGGAAAAAGCAGCUCGAAUGGAAGAUGGUGAACUAUCUGAUAGUAGCACAGACAAUAGAACUCCAACAUUGAGUCCUAGUCCAGUACGAAGUAAUUCUAUGAGAUCACCAACAUUAAGUCCAAAUUUAGAAAAAAUAGAAGAUAGAUUGUUAAGUUCUGUGAAAGGAGGAAUAACUGCAAGAAAUGAUUUGAGAUUAAUUUUACGAGAAAAAGAAAAGAAAAGACUUGAACAUAUGGAUAAAAGAUCAGAUGAUAUAGAAAAAUCAAAGUUGUACAUGGAUAACGAAUACAAAGAGAAGGAAUGUAAUUAUAAUCACAAAACCACAGCAAUUAAAGAUAGUAAACGUGGCCAUAAUUGUUACUCGCAUGAAAAAAGACGUUCCGAGUCUCGAACUCGCUCUAGUUCUCACAGGAGUAGGAGUAGAGGCAGAGAUAAACGAAGAGAUAGAAGUAAAGACAAACAUGCCAAGAGUCGGAGUAAUGAUAGACGGGAAUCUAUUAAAAGCAGAGAAAAGAGAAGGCACAGAAGCCGUAGUGAUGAAAGAAAUAGAGAUAAAUAUUCACGCGGCAGAAGUAGGAGCAGAGAAAGGAAAGAGAGGAUAGAAAUUGAUAAGAAGAAACUAUUAGAAAUUGCAAGAAGGAAUGCAAUAAACAUGAUUAAACAAGGAACAUUACCAUUGGCACAACAGGAUAAGGCUAUUGCUGCAAUACAAGCUGGUGGAAAAACAGUUGAUGAACUCACAGAUUUUUGUAAAUCAUUAUCGAAAUCAGAAGCAUUAGGCGAACUUUCUAGUAUCUCGUCAGAAGAGGAUGGAAGCGAUACCGAAAAAGGUUUUCACCAUCCUUUUCUGCUUAAAGGACGUCCUAAUUCUAUCAUUAUGAAUAUUCGGGAUGCCAAGCAGUUACCAACUAAAACAUUCCAAGAGAAAACAGUAGAGUCAUCGAAUCAACUGCGCUUACAGUUUCCUGUAUCAAGUGGACAACAUCAUAGAAAAACUGAAAGUGAAUGGGUACCAAUAACUCCCAAAAAACCGCCAGAGCCAAAGAAGCAAUUUAUACCGGCUUCCACACCAAGUAAACCUCCUGCUGUGAUGCCCAUACCAACACCAGUACACCCAGUGCAGUCAACUGUUUUUUCUCAACCCAUUCCCACAGAGCCAAUAGAUAUUGGUUCAAUAGUAUCUCAAAGAUUAGCAGCAAUGAGAAAAUUAAGAGAAAAUCCAAAUGAUAUAUGUGCUCAAAAUGAAAUGUAUCGUGCACAAAAUGAGAUGAGAUCAUGGGCUGAAAGUAAACAGAUGCCAGGUCAAUUUACAGGCAGUACAGGAGCCAAAGUGCUCUCCCCUGCAGAACUUACGUCAGGUUAUCAAGCCUGGGCUCGUAAGCUGGGAUAUUUAGCAUUAGUCUGCAUCCACCUGAGGGUUUGUUACAGGCACGUAGCUACAUCAGAGAAGAAACAACUUCAGCGGCGUGAUGACAAAUUUAUAAUUUAUUUGGAUCAAUUAGUAUCGGCACAACCUGUUUCGGGUGGGAUGGGUAUGGCUUUACUGCAGAAGAUGGGUUGGCGGCCAGGGGAGGGUUUGGGAAAAAAUAAAGAAGGCACUCUUGAGCCAUUGCAGCUUGAAGUAAAACUGGAUAAAAGAGGACUUGUUUCUGAACAAGACAUUGGACAAAAAAUAGGAAAAACUGCUAAACCAUUAGUACCUGCAAUCAAAACAUUGGAAGGGAAACAUCCAGUAUCACUUUUAGGUGAAUACUGUUCAAAACGAAAACUUGGCGCUCCAGUGUAUGAACUAUGUUUCGAAUGUGGACCAGAUCAUAGAAAGAACUUUCUUUUUAAAGUUAAAGUAAAUGGAAUUGAAUAUAAACCAAGCGUAGCAAGUCCUAAUAAAAAACAGGCAAAAGCAGAAGCAGCACAAAUAUGUUUACAAACAUUAGGAUUAUUACCAGAACCGAAUCCUGUAUCUGCUUCAGAAACUUGAAGUUAUCAUUGUAAUAUCAUUAUUAUAUUGGUUGCUUAUAUGUAUUGACAUAUGUGAUUCCAUACUUAAUUUACACUUUCAAUACCUUCAUUUCUAUACAUAUUGAGUAUGUAUAUGAAUUUUUAAACUGCAAGUGUUACUUUUAACUGAACUUUUAAGAAGUGAUUUCUCUAAGAGUAGAACUGCAUUGUCCAACAAUGUGUACCUAUGUAUAAGGUUUGUAAACUUAAAGACAUAAUCAAUCCAUUUUAAUGUUACUAUGUAUAUAAAUAAUUUGUAUGUUUAAUAUUACAAUGCAUUUAAUUCUCACUUGUAAAAUAAAAAUAUAUGCAUAUAGUGUAAAUAAAA